Molecule: messenger RNA, 1165 nt
Organism: Ceratitis capitata (Mediterranean fruit fly)
Lineage: Eukaryota; Metazoa; Arthropoda; Insecta; Diptera; Tephritidae
Product: transmembrane protein 177
Exons: 4
Coding region: 131-1099 (322 amino acids)
Source: RefSeq, a predicted model, not a curated record
AAACACAGCUUGUCCCACAGCACGUUAUGCAAUUGAGGAAUUUUUGUAACCUUACAAUCAGCUGUUAAAUUCGGCACAAUAACAUCAGUUUUAUAACUCGUAAUUUUAUACAAAGUUUAUUUGAAUUAAAAUGAAGAAAACACAAAACUUAAAUCGUGGCAUAUUGGGCUUUUUUCAAACCCCACUAGGACGUAAUGUGACAGUGGUUGCGACUGGCGCUACUACCUUGGGGUUAUUUGUUGUUAACUUUAUGCCGCAUACAAUGUUUUUAAAACGCUAUAAAGAAUUCGUUCAAAGCUAUCAAAAUGGUAUACCACGCUUGGUGUCCGACAAGGUGAAGGAGCGACUUGAUAAGGCAUUCGAAAUAUUAAAAUUAGAGGAGCAUGAACGCAAAAUUAUACGACCAUUUAGUGUAUAUGGAUUUGAUCUUUUCCAAGCAGGUUCGACUAAGUAUCGGUUUGGAGCUGCAUUAGGAAUACCGGUAAAUUUUGAUUUUGAUGAAGCGAAGGAAAUAAGGCGACAAGAUAUACGUUUUCGUGACAAAGGCAUUGAUUGGAACUCAGAAGCUGGAAAAAUACUGCAAGAAGCAUUAGUUUUGACUGAGGAUGAGCAAAUAUUUGGAUUAUGUAAAUCGAUUUUGCAACUACAGACCCAUCGAGUGUUACUGAACUCAAUAUUUCCAAGUGUUUCGUUUUUAACAGUGUACACAGUCGGACAUUACUUGAAUAUGCGUAUGAAUCUUUUGGCGCGACCUUUUAGUUUGCGACUUGUUAUGUAUUCCAUAUUGGGUUUGUUUGGUGUCGGCACUUGGUCGUUUUUAAAAGACUUUAAUCAAGUAAACUAUGACACUGAAAUAGACAAAAAAUUAAGCGGCCUUGGCCCGCAAUUCGUGGAAGCAGGCGCGGGUUACUAUGAUAAACUUUUAAAGAAAAAUAUGGCACUUCGUGAACUAAUUGGUGAUGAUACUUACACAGCCAGAGGCAAUGUAAACUACUUUAUUCGUCAGAAGUCAUUGCCUUUAACUGUGCAUAAAACUUAUUUCGAAGAGAAACUGAAGGAACUGCAGAGUAAGCAAGCAACAACAGAGGUUCCAAGUUAAUAUGCAUAUAUUUAUGUAUUUAGUUAUGUUGAUUAAUAUAUAAUAUGAAAAAAGUAAUAAUAACGU